AUGGCUGGCUUUGGUGAAUAUCCGCCCAAUAUGGCGCCGCAGGACGCGCUUAUCGUGCGUCAGCAAGCUGAACCCGACCACGCUGUAGUGCCAUAUUCGGCGGAGGACCUAUCAAGACCCAAAGCUGGUCCCGCCAACCCGUUCAAGGAUGGAUCUGAUGCACUUGGAAAACGCAAGAAUGUACUCACAGGACACGCGGAAGAAGUCUUUUUAAGCGAGCAUACGUUUCGAAGCAAACACCGAGCGGUAGAGCGUAGUGGGAGGCCGGAAUGGGAGGGUUCGAGCGACGCGUAUUCGAAGGUCGAAGCCGCUAGGAUACGAGCAACUAGGGAAAGCAAGGGAGAUGCGACAAUAGCAGAAGGUGCCGGUGCCUAUGUCGGACCAUGGGCGCGAUACGACCGGACGCAAUACGAGAGAGUCGAAGAUGACGCAGAAUUGGCGAGCGACGAAGAGUAUGAGAUUGUGGAAGACGACGACGAUGUUGUGGACAGCGGCACGGUCGUCCAGGCACCCGCAGAAGCUCUCGUGCGUCGGAAAGAGGCGGAAGAACAAGGAGAUGAGUCGACAACUUUCCAUGGCUCCGAGGAGUUCGAUUACCAGGGGCGCACAUACAUGCACGUCCCGCAAGAUCUCGACAUUGAUCUGCGCAAAGAGCCCGGCAGCACGACCAAUUACAUCCCGAAGAAGCAAAUACAUGCCUGGAAAAACCACACGAAAGCGGUCACUGCACUUCGAUUUUUCCCCAGAUCAGGUCACCUGCUCUUGUCCGCAAGUGCAGAUACUACCAUCAAGAUUUGGGAUACGUUCCACGAGAGAGAGCUCCUGCGCACGUAUUCCGGCCAUUCCAAAGCGGUGUCUGAUAUAUCCUUCAACGCAUCUGGGACACAAUUUUUGUCUGCAUCGUAUGAUCGCAUGAUGAAGUUGUGGGACACCGAAAAGGGCGUUUGCAUCAGCAAAUUUACUACAGGGAAAACCCCCCAUGUUGUCAAAUUCAACCCGGAUCCAGAGCACUCGCACGAGUUUCUUGCUGGCAUGUCGGACAAGAAAAUUGUUCAAUUCGAUACACGUUCGCCGAAAGAGACUGUACAGGAGUAUGAUCACCACCUGGCCGCAAUCAACACGAUUACAUUCGUCGAUGAUAACCGUCGGUUCAUGACAACCUCGGAUGACAAGUCAUUGCGCGCCUGGGAUUACAAUAUCCCCGUGCCCAUCAAAUACAUCGCGGAACCUGACAUGUAUCCCAUGACGCGAGCGGCCCCUCACCCGAGCGGCAAAUAUGUCGCAUACCAAAGCUCCGACAACCAAAUCCUUGUUUAUGGUGCGACUGACAAAUUCCGCCAGAACAGAAAGAAGAGCUAUCGCGGGCACAACAAUGCCGGAAUGGCCAUCGAUCUUGACUGCAGCCCUGACGGGCAAUUUCUCGCCUCGGGUGAUUCUGGAGGUUUCGUCUGCUUCUGGGACUGGAAGACGUGCAAAAUGUACCACAAGAUGAAGGCCAGUGCACAGGCGGUCACUUGUGCUCAGUGGCACCCACAGGAGACCAGUAAAGUGGCGACUGCAGGCAUGGAUGGCGAAAUCAGAUACUGGGAUUGA
Messenger RNA from Emericellopsis atlantica, 1593 nucleotides. RefSeq names its product WD40-repeat-containing domain protein. The transcript has a single exon. Gene Ontology annotation, molecular function: mRNA binding; protein binding. Lineage: Eukaryota; Fungi; Ascomycota; Sordariomycetes; Hypocreales; Bionectriaceae. The record is from RefSeq and is a predicted model, not a curated record. Gene Ontology annotation, cellular component: catalytic step 2 spliceosome. The coding region runs from base 1 to 1593 and encodes 530 amino acids. Gene Ontology annotation, biological process: mRNA splicing, via spliceosome.